AUGGGCUGCAAGCUGCGUAACUGUCAUCUCAACUAUCACAAGACGACGCAGCUGACGCAGUACCUGCACGAGGAGGGCUUCAGCCGGCUCGGCACCGUGGGCUGCACGCAGCCGCGCCGCGUCGCCGCCAUGUCAGUCUCCAAGCGCGUCUCCGACGAGAUGGGCUGCAAGCUGGGUGAAGAAGUGGGUUACGCGAUCCGUUUCGAAGACUGCACCUCACCCAAAACAGUGAUCAAGUACAUGACGGACGGUAUCCUGCUCCGCGAGGGUCUAAGAGAACCUGACCUUGACAACUAUUGCGCAAUCAUCAUGGAUGAAGCUCACGAGCGUUCCUUGUCCACCGAUAUGCUGUUUGGCCUGCUCAGAGAGGUACAAAAUUGA
Molecule: messenger RNA, 381 nt
Organism: Parnassius apollo (apollo)
Lineage: Eukaryota; Metazoa; Arthropoda; Insecta; Lepidoptera; Papilionidae
Source: the annotation of a GenBank genome assembly